GUCAGCUGGCUCCCGGCGCCGCGUCUGUUCGUCGGUCUCGCCACCCGCCCCGCACCUCGAUGUCGCCGGCCGCAGACGGCAUGGCUCCUCUCUGCUUCAACUGCUCCAUCCUCCCUGGAGACAUGUCCCUAGGGGUUGCAAGGAGCCUGGUGCCCUGCAAUGACAGUAGGGCCUCGAGGUUCCCCGACCCUGAGGACUUGAACCUCACUGAUGAAGAAUUGAGACUCAAGUACCUGGGUCCCCAGCAGACAGAGCUGUUUGUGCCCAUCUGCGCCAUGUACCUGCUGAUCUUCGUGGUGGGCGCCGUGGGCAACGGGCUGACCUGCACCGUCAUCCUGCGCCACAAGGCCAUGCGCACCCCCACCAACUACUACCUCUUCAGCCUAGCUGUGUCUGACCUGCUGGUGCUGCUUGUGGGUCUGCCCCUGGAGCUCUAUGAGAUGUGGUGCAACUACCCCUUCCUGCUGGGCACGGGGGGCUGCUACUUCCGCACGCUGCUCUUCGAGACAGUGUGCCUGGCCUCCGUGCUCAAUGUCACGGCCCUGAGUGUGGAGCGCUACGUGGCCGUGGUGCACCCCCUGCAGGCCAGGUCCAUGAUGACUCGGGUCCGCGUGCGCCGUGUACUCGGGGCCAUCUGGGGCCUCGCUGUGCUUUGUUCUCUGCCUAACGCCAGCCUGCACGGCAUCCGGCAGCUGGAAGUGCCCUGCCGGGGCACGGUGCCCCAGUCGGCUAUGUGCACCCUGGUCUACCCACGGGCCCUCUACAACCUGGUCGUGCAGAUCACCACUCUGUUCUUCUUCUGCCUGCCCAUGGCCACCAUCAGCGUGCUGUACCUGCUCAUCGGGCUUCAGCUGCGGCGUGAGAGAUUGCAGCUACUCAGGCAGGAGGCCAGGGCCACGGCCAGGCCCAGUGACAGCUGGAGGUUUCAGCGGGCGCAGGAUCGGGGCCGGACACAGGUGACCAAGAUGCUGUUUGUGCUGGUCGUGGUGUUUGGGAUCUGCUGGGCCCCUUUCCACGUUGACCGCCUCAUGUGGAGCUUUGUGUCCCAGUGGACCGAGGGCCUGGAACUGGCCUUCCAGUACGUGCAUGUUAUCUCCGGCGUCUUCUUCUACCUCAGCUCGGCCAUUAACCCUGUGCUCUACAACAUCAUGUCAAGCCGCUUCAGGGAGACUUUCCAGGAAGCCCUGUGCUUGGGGACUCAGUGCCGCUACCACAGACCCCUCCACAACUCCCACAGCCUCAGCAGGGUGACCAUGGGCAGCACCCUGUGCGACCUGGGCCCCCCCGGGCAUCAGGGUCCGCCCACUGACUGAGAAUGGUGGCUGAGAGGGGCCGCAAGAGACGGACCCCUUCUGAGGGGAGCCUGGGAGCAGCUCCACCCAGAGAGACCAGAGUGCCACAUGCAGUUUUGGGAGCCACACUCGCCCUCCUCUUCGUGGCCUGUUCCCCCUUUGUGCCCCGCCCUCACUUCAGCCAAUAAACUCGGACCGGCGCCUCAGUGACUCCUACCCCCACCCAAGUUUUUGGAAGGGAUAUAAGGUUGCUGCCUGCCCUCCAGAGCCCCAGGCCCACGGGUGAAGUCCUUCCUCUACAGAAACAAGGCAGCUGGUUAACUGGCAGAGCAAGCCUCCACCUGGGGUCUCCCCAACCCUCACCCCCAGUGUCUGAAAUGUGUUCAUGGGGCCCUACCUUUCCUUCCCAUUUCUCGUUGAGAUUCUGUAGGUUCUGACCCCUUCCGGCCCUCUCUAGCUCUUGGUCUGUACCUGGGACCCCUGCCAACCUGAUCAUCCGAGGCCCCCACCCAGUCUGGAUCUCCACCCGGUGGGGUGGCUGGGCGGCAGGGGUGCCAGGGAUCCAGGGGACCUCGUUCUGAUCUCAGCCCUUGCUGCUACUUCCUUGCCACGUGGCAUCACCUUUCCCAGCCUUGGUCCCUUGUUUGCAAAAUAAAAGAG
This is a messenger RNA of Zalophus californianus (California sea lion), 1952 nucleotides long. It is a transcript of the gene NMUR1, whose product is annotated as neuromedin U receptor 1. Lineage: Eukaryota; Metazoa; Chordata; Mammalia; Carnivora; Otariidae. The transcript has 3 exons. Gene Ontology annotation, cellular component: plasma membrane. Gene Ontology annotation, biological process: G protein-coupled receptor signaling pathway. Bases 60 to 1313 code for a protein of 417 amino acids. Gene Ontology annotation, molecular function: neuromedin U receptor activity. The record is from RefSeq and is a predicted model, not a curated record.